GUUCGCCCCAAAACUUUUCUAUCCACGUUGGGGUCGACGCUUGUGUGUUUUUUCACACUGCUGAAGCCACAACCUCGCUCGGUGAUUGGGUGCAGGCAGGUGUUGCGGCGCAACGAGAUAGCUCGCCCCGAUCACCCCGCGGUGGCGGGCCAGUGCCAACGGCCUUAGCCGGUGAAGCAGGCGGCUUUUGCGCGGUGCGCCACGGAGGGUUACAUGUGCGACCGCGGUGGCCCGACGAUGCAGUGGGCCUCCGUGGAGGGCACAGAGGCGAGCCAACCACUGCCCGCCGGCGCUGCUCGGGACCACUUUAAUUUGCCCGACUCGAGCGAGCUGGUGCUGCGGUGCAGGUCUCUGACUCCGCCAGUGGGGGACUUUGGGCGGGUGUGGCGCGAGCACUGCGCAGAUGGCGAGACGCUCAGCGAGUACGCCAGCGCCAUGCGCAGCCUGGCCAGGGAGCACUGGAGCCAGCGCCGUGAGGGGGAGAACCGCAUCGACUGGUGCCGCAGCGUUUGUCUGGAAUACUUUCUGAGCGGCGGAAUGGAGAGGGCCCUGGCGAAGGACGAGCGGCGGAGGCAGGUCACGAGCUGUGGCGGCGGAGAAGGCACAGCUCCUCGCGUCGCCUACAGCCCCAGGCACAUCUCCAGUGCGAGGACUGUUGACGCGGAGGCCAAGCCACCUUGGUGGGGGGGCGAUGGCGGCUCGUGCGGGACGUCCAAUGGUGGCGGGAUGGGGGGCAGCGUGUCCGAGCGAUGGCGUCCGUCGGACAGAGGAGCGAGCGGCGCGUUCUCCCCGUACGGCAGCCCGCUCGAGGCUUCUCUUCAGCCGCCUCGACGCCAGUCAGGCUGUGGCGCGGCGCACACGGGAAAGAUCCGACUCCUGGACGUUGGGAGCUGCUUCAACCCCUUCCUGUGCUUCGACGAGUUCCAGGCUCUGGGCAUCGACAUCAUUCCGGCCGUGGAUAGCGUCUUCCGCUGCGACUUCCUCAACCUGCAGUUGGACGCGCCGCUGCAGCUGGCGCCCGAGAGCCAGGACGCCUUCCUGCGGCAGCUGCCGGGCCCCGUGGUGCGUUCGCUGCCGCGCGAGCUCUUCCACGCGGUCGUCUUCUCGCUGCUGCUCUCCUACUUCCCGUCGCCGUGCCAGCGCUGGCUCUGCUGCCAGACGGCCCACGGCCUGCUGGCGCUGGGCGGCCUGCUGCUGAUCGUCACGCCCGACUCGAGCCACGCAGGUCGCCACGCGGGCAUGGUGCGCAGCUGGCGCCUGGCGAUCGAGGCGCUGGGAUUCAAGCGCUGGAGAUACGUGAAGGCCUCGCACAUGCACUUGAUGGCCUUCAGGAAGGUCACCAACCAGCAUUCGAGCGACCUGCUCAGUCACAACUACCCGGAGAUGCUGUACAUCCCGCAGGACUUCACGUGGGAGGACACGGAGCGCGUGGAGAACGGGGGCGGCGAAAUGGGCCUUGGUGAACACCCCUCGGCGCGGUCGCUCUUUGAGGACAGGCUCUUGGCAGACGGCUUCUCCGAGCUCCCGGAUCUGGCCGCUUUUCCGGCGAGCUUCAACGACUCAGACUCGGAGGAGAGCCAGGCGAGCUCGUUGCAGUUCCACGAGAUGGAUGAUCCCAUCCUGCUAUUGGCCUGAUGCGAGAGGAGGCGGGGUAGACGGGGGGGGGGGGGUGGGCACCGGCCUCUGUUCAUACGCACACCCCACUCCCCCCUUCGUCAUUGUGCUUUAUACAGCUGCCUUCUUCCACCGCAGCAGAAAGAGUUCUGGUGUUCUUCUUCCGACAGGAAGCAAGUUGAAAGAGUGGGGCCGAAGAAGGUUUAUGAGAGGUUUUCUUUUUGUAGCCAGUUUUCUAAUAUUUUUACACCGUUUGCUAUUGUUUACCUUGCCUAAAUAUAGAUGUUAGACUUGUUUUUGUGUUUUUGAUGUUUUCACUUUAUGUUUUUUUAAUGCUUAUUUUCACAUCUACGACGUGUCGUCUGGUUCUUUCAUUAUCCCUGCGUUUAGUUUUGCCGUGCGUGAAAUCGGGGCAGGUUAUAAAAGAAAUGCGCCACUUGUUUCCCUGCCAGCAAUUUUGUUAGCCUUUAAACAAAAUAGAGGCAGCACUUUAAGUCUGCGAGUUGAGAGAUGAAGCUGUGGGAUGUUGUGGUGGCCAAAGUCUUAAAGAUUCUGCAGGGUCACAUUUGCAAACAAACAGAAGCUCCUGACAGUGGUUGCUCCCUUCUGUCCUCCCAUCAUGCUAAACAUUUUGAAAUUCAAAGCAAUAAGCAAAUAUACAAAUAAUAAUUUUUACUGCAAAACCCAGGAGAUUUGAGAGCCUUUUGUGUGUUGGUGCACUUUAAAGGUUCCCCCUGCCCCCCUCUUUAUACUUUAUGGGUUUUUCGUUUGAAAGGUCUCUGUUUAAAUUGCACAGUCCUCUGCUGGCAGCCUCUUGCGAUGGUGGUGCUUUCAGAGAUGUACGUAUGUCCCACUACAA
Petromyzon marinus (sea lamprey) is the source of this 2473-nucleotide messenger RNA. RefSeq names its product S-adenosylmethionine sensor upstream of mTORC1 (gene SAMTOR). The record is from RefSeq and is a predicted model, not a curated record. NCBI's taxonomy places the organism in Eukaryota, Metazoa, Chordata, Hyperoartia, Petromyzontiformes, Petromyzontidae. Gene Ontology annotation, biological process: negative regulation of TORC1 signaling.